AGAAGUAGUAGUUUUCUUCUUCUACAAGCAGCUGUUUCCGUCCAUCCACGUCCACUCCACCUCUGUUCCCUAUGCUCCUCUGAAUUAAAUUGUAAUAAACUCAUUGAAGAUGUCUUCAGAUUUGCGAUCAGAGCUGGAGAAAUACCUGGAGACCUUAAACAUCCAGACGAGCUGUGUGGAGCACCCGCCGGUGUUCACGGUGGAGGAGAUGAUGCCUCACCUGGACAAAGUGAGCGGAGCUGUCACGAAGAACCUCUUCCUCAAGGACAAGAAGAAGAAAGGCCUGUGGCUGGUGUCUGCUCGCCAUGAUCGGCAGGUGAACCUCAAUGACCUGGCCAAGAAGUUGGGUGUUGGUAGCGGUAAUCUUCGCUUUGCAGAUGAGGCAGCCAUGUUGGAGAAACUCAAGGUGGGUCAGGGCUGUGCCACAGCUCUCGCUCUGCUCUUUGAUAAGGACCAGAGUGUGAAGUUUGUCCUAGACCGGGACCUGGUGGAAGGAGGCCACGAGAUGGUCUACUUCCACCCGAUGACCAACGCUGCCACCAUGGGGCUCCGGCCAGACGACCUGCUGCGCUUUCUCAAGGAGACGGGACAUGAUCCGGUCCUGGAGAGCUUUGAGUAAGGCAGGAUGAAGACCUGGACCAGACUAAAUACUGGAAAUGGGAGCAGCCUGCAGGGACUAAACCAGGAAAUGGAAACAAGCGAAACAAGCAGUACAGCAGAUCUACUCAUUCUGCUUCAUUCUGCUAAAGAAAAUGGUCCAAUGAAACAGGUGUUUACUGGGACUUUAAUCCAAAUGCUGGGUUGUCUUAACAAAGGGAACUUUUUAUUUUAUUGCUUUGGUUGCAGCUCUGACAAAAGUCAUUCUUAUUGUGAUAGAAUCGAUAAGCUAAUCUCAUGAUUUACACACAUCCACCUUACAGAUGCUUUUUAGGUUUAUUUCUCUGUAACUCUGUAAAGAUCAAGUCUCAUUAAAGGACCAGACUGUUGGUUUUAUAUGUUUUACCUCAAUUAAAACCUCUAGACACUUCAAA
Molecule: messenger RNA, 1031 nt
Organism: Notolabrus celidotus (New Zealand spotty)
Lineage: Eukaryota; Metazoa; Chordata; Actinopteri; Labriformes; Labridae
Product: prolyl-tRNA synthetase associated domain-containing protein 1-like
Exons: 4
Coding region: 110-619 (169 amino acids)
Molecular function (GO): aminoacyl-tRNA deacylase activity
Source: RefSeq, a predicted model, not a curated record